Nothoprocta perdicaria is the source of this 2969-nucleotide messenger RNA. It is a transcript of the gene GSG1L2, whose product is annotated as GSG1 like 2. NCBI's taxonomy places the organism in Eukaryota, Metazoa, Chordata, Aves, Tinamiformes, Tinamidae. The coding region runs from base 1 to 846 and encodes 281 amino acids. Gene Ontology annotation, cellular component: plasma membrane. The record is from RefSeq and is a predicted model, not a curated record. The transcript has 7 exons.
AUGAAGUUCAGAGCUGUUUACACAGAAGAAGGCCUUGUGUCGUCCUCAGAACUCUCAGCUUUCAGUAGCAGCUAUUGGUGCGAAGGGGUGAGAAAAGUUGCCAAACCUUUCUGUGCAGGACAAAGCAAAGAGAAACACUGCAUCCGCUUUAAUAGCCCUGAUGCCAACAACAGCAACGCUGUGCAGUACAUCUGGGAGACGGGCGACGACAAGUUCAUCGACCGCAAGUUUCACGCUGGGAUCUGGUAUUCCUGCGAGGAAAAUAUAAAUGGGAAAGGAGAGAAAUGUAGAAGUUUCAUCAGCUUGACUCCACCUACUGAUCGAGGAGUUCUAUGGCUGUCUAUUGUAGCAGAGAUACUGUACAUUAUUUUGCUUCUGGCUGGAGCCAUUCUUAUGUCAACAGAAGUGUGCUACUACACCACUGGCAUUGAUGGGCUAAAGAUCAACGCCUUUUCUGCUAUAAUCACUGUACUAGCAGGUCUUCUGGGCAUGGUUGCUCACAUGAUGUACACCACUGUAUUUCAAAUGACUGUCAACCUUGGUCCUGAAGACUGGAGACCUCACACAUGGGAUUACGGCUGGUCCUACUGCCUUGCAUGGGGUUCCUUUGCUUGCUGUAUGGCUGCAGCUGUCACCACUAUUAACAAAUACACAAAAACUAUCUUGGAGUUCAAGCACAAAAGAAAAAAGCUGGAAAGGACUUUAAAGAUUAAAUACAAGUUUCCUGAUCCUGCAGCUCCAGAGAAAGCUUGCAAUGUGUAUGUGAACUCUUUUCACAAAACUCCAGAGGACCCUGCACAUCGAAUAAAAGGCUUUCAUCACCUGGCUAAUAUUUCAAUUCUGUAAAUUUGAACCGCACCUCAAGGCAUCCUGUGAAUUCUAAGAUCUUCCUUAAUACCAGAGGCAACAAUGGCAAAGAACAGCUCUGGGAAGAAGGUCCGAAUGUAAACUGCUGCCCUGGGGAUAGGAUUGGCCAUAAGAACUUCCUGCUUCUUCCUGCUCACUGUGCGCAAGACUUCUUCUGCCACCUCCACCGGKUGCACGCCGUAUGUCAACUUCCUGAAAAAGACUGUACAGCAAACCAGUGAGGAAUGAAAGGCAAACACAUCUGGGGAAAUGGUGGGGAAAACUAUACCAGCUGUCACACCAGCAGUUAAGUUCCGUGCCCUUACCCCGUUCUAUCCCUUCUCCUUCUUGUGACCAUCCACUCUAAGGUCUUUUUGUGAAGUUGAAGUCUUUUCCGUUAGAGUCCUCACAUUCCUUAAAUGAAGGAGGAACUUCAAUGCAGCUGAGCUCUCAUUUAGAAAACAUAUUUGCAGGUCUCAAGAGUCUGGACACGCCAGCUUUUCUGUUUACUGUCAGUGAGUAUUUAGGCAUAAAGCAAGGUUGCUUCAGCGUGAAGACAGCACCAAGGCAACAGGGAGUGCAUGAAAAGGUGGAACUGACCUGCUUGUGGGCGAGCAGCAGUGCAGCGCAGAAUGUUCUCGGCCCUGAAGGUUAUUUUCCUGGAUAUCUCCAGAGCUCCCUUCCAACCCAAUCUAUUUUGUGAUUCUGUGUUUCGUGAAGUCCUACUAUAUUCCUAAGGGCUGACUUGGCGAAAGAAAAGCCUUUGGGGACAUCAGAAUGAAUUUUGAUGAAUGUAUUAACCUGUUCUGGAGAAACCAACAAAUUAGCACUUGCUGCUGAUGAUGAAGGGCUGAAAUGGCUGCAUUUCAGGCACUUCUGUGGUGCAUAAGCAACCUCUUCAAAAAACAACAGUCACAUGAGGCAGCUCUCCAAACCUCUAACAGCAGCAAGAGCAGUUUGUCUGGUUCUCCAAAUGUCUUUACUCUCCUUUAGCAUCCCUGUCAUGCUCCUCUUCUCUCUCGCCUGUGCUGCCCAGUUCAAACACUUCUAGUUUCACUGUUUAGUGAAGUUACAGAAACAGAAAUAAUAAAACCAAUUUUCUUCAGUGGUACAGAUCUGCAAAGGGCUGUGCCUAUUUUACUUCACAUGAGGUUAAAUUCAGCCUCUUCUCUCAGGCAAGAGAGGGAAUGGGUUCUUUAGUUAGUAUUAGUAGAUGGCCAAAUUCCAUAGACAAAACUUAAUUUGGAAACUGAAGCCUGACAGCCAACAGGCCCACAUUGUCUGACUUGUAUUUCCUGCCUUUUCCAAAUGAGAUAGGCCUCUUGCCUGUCUACUGUGGCUUACUUGUGGUCACAACACUUCUACGGUACAUGGGCACCACUGAUCAACAGACUUCAAUUCAGCGCACGCUUCUACUAAAAGAGAUGAUCAGCACAGGGGACUUGCUCACACACAUGCUGCUUCUCUGGGAAGCAAGAGAACAGAAGCUUUCUGGUCUUCCAUCCUUUCAUCCAUUCCUACCUCUAGUACACUUUCUACUACUGYGAUUAUGAGUGUCAUCUUACUGUUAUCUCAGUGUCUCAAUUCCUGAAACAAGAGAUCCUAUGAAAUACAGAAAAUGAGCCUCUUCCCCUCCAUUCUCAACUUGAGGCAGAACAAAUCCUCUGGCAUUUUCUAUUCAGCCUCUUGUAGCAAAAGAGAGUAGAUGUUGCAUUCUUUAGUUUUACUGAGCGUUUACUCUACUUUUUCUCUGUUCUUCCUUACUAAUCUACCUGUCUCUCACUGACCCAUACGUAGCGCCUUCCGCCCUYGGUCCUUUUGUGUCACGUUCUACCCCCAAUCUUCAUAGUUUCUUUACUCACAUAAUGUCCCCUUUCGCUUUCUUCCUCUAAUCAGACUUAUUUGAUUUCUCCAUUCUCAACUUUUUUCUUUUAAUUGCUUCCUGAUGAUCAAUCCUUUUCCCCAUAUUGCUUUCUCCURUUUUGAGAUAUGGCUACAUAUGGCUCUUUUUAUGCAUCAAAACUUACAUUUCCAAAUUAAUGCCUCCCAGUUGCCAGAUGCCGACUGACGAUGGUAUGAACAGAUGAAGGUUGGACUCACAGUGCUGACACAAAUACCGAAUU